Ostertagia ostertagi is the source of this 330-nucleotide messenger RNA. Lineage: Eukaryota; Metazoa; Nematoda; Chromadorea; Rhabditida; Trichostrongylidae. The record is from the annotation of a GenBank genome assembly.
AUUGUGGCAAAGCGUUAUCUCCCAGCGAGAGGAACAAAGCCUUUGCCGCGGUACCUUUGGGACCUAGAAGAUUUGAAGAAGAAAAGUGGUGGACAGUACACGCCCGAGCCUAUGCAAGAUAAAUCGUCUUCAACUCCGCUUUUAGCUCCUUUAUCUCGCCAGCUGCUUCGUCGAGUCGUUGCUCCAGGUACCGUGACUACAAACUGCGAGAUAGAAAUGUCCUUAGGAAAACAUACAGGUGGUGACGAAAGCAGCAUCGCUGUCGGGCUGCGAAAAAAUGCGAAAUCUACAAAAGAGUGGGGAGAUUUGCCAUGCAGUCAAACCGCGCGU